AUGCUUAAUAUAUUUAUUUUAAUUAUUUCCUUUAUAUCUAUAUUGUCUAUAGAAUUAAAUAGAGAAGGGGCUAGAUUUUGUAAAUUUCCAAAGGCUUCAAGUAAUAAUGUUACAAAUACUGGUUUUUAUGUUAAAGGCGGCGAGGAUGUUGAUUUUGGAAUGCAACGAAUUAGAUUGAAUGGCAAUCCAGGAACUUGCGAUCCAAAAAUUCCGAAACAAUGGGGUUCUGUCAUAACUGUUGCGGAUGGUGGAACUGUAAGGAAUGUGAUACUUGGUGUCUCUUCGGAUGGUACUGCUGCUGAUAUUAAUUGUAUGGGGAGUUGUACACUCAAAAAUGUUUGGUGGGAAAAUGCCUGUUGGCGUGCGGCGAGCUUCCGUGCUACAGCAGAAUACAAUCGGAAACAUACAAACCAGGAAGGAGAUUCAACACAGCAAUACACAUAUAUCGUAGAUGGAGGAGGCGCUCUAGACGGCUUUCAAAAACUUUUCGAUCAAAGCGGACCAGGAAAGACUAUAGUAAAGAACUUUUGUGCAGUAAAUAGCCAGAUAAUUCUUCGAGCGUGUGGGGAUUGCGGGAAGCAAUAUCAACGAGAUUUAUCAAUUGUGGAUUCUAAAUUUAUGGGACCUGGAAUUUUAAUUAUUGGGCCUAAUCAUGACUAUAAUGACAAAGUAACUCUUCGAAACGUUUCUGUUUAUGGGUACAACAAUCCUGCAACUAAGAUUAAUUACGCAUGUGUCGAGGCAGAGCAAAAUGCUAAAAAUCCUUGGCAAUAUGCUUGGGCACCUGGACAAGCAGGAACUGGCAGUUCUUGUAAUUACCCUGCUACUGCAGUUAGAGUGGUUAAUUGA
Molecule: messenger RNA, 849 nt
Organism: Meloidogyne enterolobii
Lineage: Eukaryota; Metazoa; Nematoda; Chromadorea; Rhabditida; Meloidogynidae
Source: the annotation of a GenBank genome assembly